AUGGAGAAGCUGUACCUGGCGGGGAGCAGCAGCUGGACCACCAACAGCUCCCUGGGGAACGGCAGGCUCCGGCUGGAAAAAAACAGCACCGCCGACCCCCUGAAGAGGAACGAGGACAUGGCCAAGGUGGAGGUGACAGUGCUGUGCCUCAUCCUGUUCCUCGCCCUGACCGGGAACCUGUGUGUGCUGCUGGCCAUCCACACCACCCGCCACAAGCACUCCCGCAUGUACUUCUUCAUGAAGCACCUGAGCAUCGCUGACCUGGUCGUUGCCAUCUUCCAGGUGCUGCCCCAGCUCAUCUGGGACAUCACCUUCAGGUUCUAUGGGCCAGAUUUCCUCUGCCGCUUGAUCAAGUACCUGCAGGUGGUAGGGAUGUUUGCUUCCACCUACAUGCUCCUGCUGAUGUCCCUGGACCGCUGCUUGGCCAUCUGUCAGCCGCUGAGGUCCCUGCACAGGAGAGCCGACCGGGUCUCUGUCCUCCUCACCUGGCUGCUGUGCCUGCUGGUCAGCAUCCCUCAGAUCCACAUAUUUUCUCUGAGGGAUGUGGGGAACGGGGUUUAUGACUGCUGGGCGGAUUUCAUCCAGCCCUGGGGACCCAAAGCCUAUGUCACCUGGAUCACCCUCAUGGUCUACAUCAUCCCUGUGUUGAUGCUGAGCAUCUGCUACGGCUUAAUCAGCUUCAAAAUCUGGCAGAACGUGAAGCUGAAGACAGCUCACGGGCCCAACGUGGGGCUGGGCUCGGGCUCCCGCAGCGGGAUGGCGUUCGCCAGGGUCAGCAGCACCAGGCUCAUCUCCAAGGCCAAGAUCCGGACGGUCAAAAUGACCUUUAUCAUAGUGCUGGCCUUCAUAGUGUGCUGGACUCCCUUCUUCUUCGUGCAGAUGUGGUCUGUGUGGGACACCAACGCUCCGCAGGAAGCCUCCCCCUUCAUCAUUGCCAUGCUCCUGGCCAGUCUCAACAGCUGCUGCAACCCCUGGAUCUACAUGCUCUACACUGGGCACCUCUUCCACGACCUGAUGCGGCGCUUCCUCUGCUGCUCCACGCGCUACCUGAAAUCACGGCCGGCGUGUGACCUGAGCAAGAAGAGCAACUCCUCCUCCUUCGUCCUCAGCUGCAAGAGCACAAGCCAGAGGAGCAUCUCGCAGCCAUCCACCACGUGA
Messenger RNA from Acanthisitta chloris (rifleman), 1158 nucleotides. RefSeq names its product oxytocin receptor-like. The record is from RefSeq and is a predicted model, not a curated record. Gene Ontology annotation, cellular component: membrane. Gene Ontology annotation, biological process: regulation of systemic arterial blood pressure by vasopressin; positive regulation of vasoconstriction; female pregnancy. Gene Ontology annotation, molecular function: oxytocin receptor activity; peptide binding; vasopressin receptor activity. Lineage: Eukaryota; Metazoa; Chordata; Aves; Passeriformes; Acanthisittidae.